UCACAACGCGUUCACUGUUUGCACAAGCAACAAACAGCCAGUUCAUGACAUCAUGCAUCCCGGCCUCCUCCAUCCUUCUUCUUCUUCUUCCUCUCCCGCAGCCCGAACCCUUUAUUUAUACUCUGCUCACCCACCUCAUGGCAUGCUCAUAGCCCACCUGGCAGCAGAGCACGAAGCAUUUCACUUCACCACCAUCGAUCUUCGCCGUACCGGCCUCCAGCUAAGGGCCGCCGUGUGCCGGCCUGCCGGGCAGCAUAUCCACCCACCCAUCAUGGCGCUCAAGCGCAAGGCGUGUCCGAGCUUGGCCGACGGCGACCAUAUCCUCGCGUCGUCGACGUCGACGCCCCUGGGCACCGGCGCCGGCAACAGCUUUACGCCCGCAGCGGCGGCGGCGAUGACGGAGUCGUCGUGGGCAGAAGCGGCGGCGGGGGCGGUGGUGGCAGCGCAGCGGGCCCGGAAGCGGUUCGUGGGCGUGCGGCAGCGGCCCUCCGGCCGGUGGGUGGCGGAGAUCAAGGACACCAUCCAGAAGAUCCGGGUGUGGCUCGGCACCUUCGACACCGCCGAGGAGGCCGCCCGGGCCUACGACGAGGCCGCCUGCCUCCUCCGCGGCUCCAACACCCGCACCAACUUCUGGCCCCGCGCCCGCGCCGCCGCCGGUGCUGUCGUCAUGCCCCCGCCGCCCCACCACCAGCUGGUGGCGCCGCCGCCUGCUGCGCCGUCCGCUCUGCCCUCCAAGGUCACCAGCCUCCUCCUCCUCCGCCUCAAGAAAGCACGCACUGCAAGUGCAAGUGCGGUCACACAGGAGGUGCCAUCAGCGCAGCACCAAGGCCAGCAAGGGUACGGCGCCGGCGCCGGCGCCGUCCCCGAGGAGUACAGCUUCCAGGUCGACGACUUCCUCAGCUACGACAGCACCACCAGCGACGUGAAGCACGAGGAGGGGUCCACCUGCUCCCAAGAAACGGAGGGCGGCGACGGCGACGAGGAGGAGGAGGUGGUGGCCUGCAAGGAGGAGGACGAGGCGCCGCUGGACUUCGGGUUCAUGGACAAGCGCCCGUCAUCAGCUGGUGGUGAGGGUGAGGCUGACAACAACGCGGGGCUGCAGUACUCGCCGUUCGAAAUGGUGGCAGCCGCCGACCUCGGUGACGACGACGACGGGUUGGAGAUGGAGCCGCCGCCUACUUAUGCAGCAGGCGAGGGCGAGGGCACCGGCGACGGCGAGCCGUCGACCGCGAUCCACGAGGUGAUGAAGAGGAUGAAGUACGAGAGGAAGAUUUCCGCGUCGCUCUAUGCGCUCAGCGGGGUGUCGGAGUGCCUCCGCAUGCGCAUCGGCGACGGCGGUGGCAGUGCUGCUGGGAAGCGCGAGCUGGCGCUCUCCGGCCUGAGGGACGCGUGCAGGAACAAGAGGCAGCAGCAGGAACAGGGACGGCGACAACAAGUAGAAGACAAGGAAGGUAACGUCGUUGGCCAUGAGGAGUGCUCGAGCUGCAGCAACAGCUUCUCGUCGGAAGCGACGAGCUCUUCGCCGGAAGCAACCAACGACGACGACUCCCCGCAGGAGGCGAAAGCAGUAGACAACAGUGACAUGCUUCUCUGGAGCUCCCUUGAUCUGCCUCCUAUCUGCUGAAAGUUUAUAUUGUUAUAGAAGAAUGAUAAGAUUUAGAAUCAUUGAGUAUUUAUUAGAAUUAUUUAUGAUAUUGUUUGCCACAGGAUAGAAGGAUAGAUAUAGAUACAUAAGAAGCCCUUUUAUGGUCACAUAGUUUGGCUUACUUUCUAUAAUCAACUAUUGAUCAC
Molecule: messenger RNA, 1791 nt
Organism: Sorghum bicolor (sorghum)
Lineage: Eukaryota; Viridiplantae; Streptophyta; Magnoliopsida; Poales; Poaceae
Exons: 1
Coding region: 53-1624 (523 amino acids)
Biological process (GO): regulation of DNA-templated transcription
Molecular function (GO): DNA-binding transcription factor activity; DNA binding
Source: RefSeq, a predicted model, not a curated record